Molecule: messenger RNA, 5004 nt
Organism: Eupeodes corollae
Lineage: Eukaryota; Metazoa; Arthropoda; Insecta; Diptera; Syrphidae
Gene: yem
Product: yemanuclein
Exons: 8
Coding region: 1034-4162 (1042 amino acids)
Cellular component (GO): nucleus
Source: RefSeq, a predicted model, not a curated record
AACGCGCUCCAGCGGCUAUUUUCUUCGCCGCUGCCAAUCGACUGUCAAAAAAAAAGAUUGCGUUCUGCAACUACUUGUCUCUCCCCCAUCAAUUAACACGAAAAUACAAAUUUUUCGCAAAAAUUCAAAUCCACAUCCCCAAGACUACAUCAUCAAAACUCAAUUAAAACCAACCGCAACUCCCGAGCAACCCAAAUUCCCAUCAAAUCACAACAAAAUUAAAUCGAAGAACUUUUUUAAAAAAUCACAAUUUGCAAAUCGUGUCGUCGUCGCCUAAAGACCAAAGACGAAAAAGUCUGUCUCGCGAAAGAAAAUUGACUCCGUGGAUUCAUUCGUUUUCGUUUUCUCGUUUUGUACUCGAAUCGAACCCAACGAAUACGAAAAAUUGUGUGUUAAAUUCUCGGCACUCGGCGGCACAGGCACCAAGCUUACAUAUAGAAAAAUUUCCAUGGAAAAAAAUUAAUUCACGGAAAAUAAAUCGAAAUCCACGGAAAUCGGAAAAGGACUCGAAUUUGGCAGCCAAGUGUUCCAAACAAAUCGGAUUCAAGAAUUUUUUGUUAAUUUACUUUCGUUUCGGGGGGGAAAACUAGAAUUUCCUGUUUUAAUAAAAAUUUUUAUUAUAAUUCGAUUUUUCUUCUUUGCUUUUUCGAUCGACAAGGAAAAAUUGUUGCGAAAAUUUUCUUCUGCAUUCAUCGUCGUUGUCGUUGCUCGUCGUCGUAUUCGUGGUCGUAGUGGAAAGUCGUAUUCGUUGUCGUCGUUAUAUCGGUGUCGCGAGUGUUUGAGGAUUUGUGUUUCCGUGUGAGUUGUGUAGCUGGCUGCUGGCACUGGCAUCCAUCCCUGUUCCCUCGUUUUGUUGUGAACUGAACAUUGACAUCGUGGUGGUGCUCCUUUUGCUUUUUGGGCAACAGCAGCUCUUUACGACAGCGACUUUAACGGACACGGAUUGUCAAUGCGUGCAUCAGCUUCGGCCGCCUCGUGAUUGCCACCAUCAUCAUCACCAUUUUCGCCUACCAACAACAGUGACGACAGCAAAAUGUCUGAAAUUAAGCGAGUCGGCUUCACCACCAUCAGCAGUAGCGUCAGCAGCAAUAUUGGUACUGGCAGCGUCAGUGGAAACGGCUCUGGUGCACCUUCGCUGUCUGCAUCUGGAGGAAACGGAGCCAUCUCAGCGAUGGCAAUGGCGACUUCGAGUGCGGCGCUCCAUAGGUUUGGUGUGCCGGAUCCAGUGACGUCACAGAAGUCCGGCAGCAGUAUUACAGCAGCUGGAUCGACGGGAACGGGAGCGGGAACGACGGGGACGUCAAAGCAAAACAAGACCAUCCGCCUCAAUAUGGAACUGUUCGCCUCCAAUUCGAACUCCUUCCCGGAAUUCAACUACUCCAAGUUGAUUCAUUUGGAAAAGAAAAAGCUGAAGAAGCUUAAAAACAACAAACAAAAUGGGUUUUCGGAUCCAUUUGAAGACAACGAUGAUGAUGUUGCUCGAAUAGCUAAAGAAUUAGAAAAGAAGUACGGAACUGCCUAUGCCAGUGGAAGAGGCCGAAGCAAAAAGGACGAUUUCUGUGAUAUCGGCCUUGGAUAUGAUGAAAAUGACUCCUUUAUUGACAACACAGAAGCGUACGAUGAAAUUAUACCAGAAGAGGUUGAGACUGUGGAAGGAGGUUUUUAUAUUAAUUCCGGUGCAUUAGUAUUCAAGCACCUUUCGAGUACGGAAAAAACAGAUGAAAUAAUCAAAAUGCCAAACAAAACACGAAAGAGAGCAUUAUCGUCAUCUUCAGAAGAAUCUGGAUCGUCUGACGAUGAAAAAGAUGGCGACAAAGAAACCGAUGGACCAACAGCAAUAACCGCAGCAUCAACUUCCGCAGUUGCCAAUCCCCAACAAAGUGCAGCUUCUAAAGUGAGCACUAGUAGUAGUAGUAAGCAAAAGACUGCCCUUCAAUCGGAGAAACGCCAUAAGACCUCUUCCGACAAGGAGAGCAGCGAUAAAGAGAAAUCAUCAAAGAGUAAAUCAUCAGCAGCAAGUUCAACAGCAACAUCGUCAGUUAACUCUUUGGCCUCUGGAUCGCCCAAGAAUGAAGACAUACUUUCAGAACCAAGCUCAAAAGACAAAGAUAAAGACAAGUCGCGUGUGGAUCGAACGGUUAAGACAACAACUGUAAAAGAUAUGCUCAAAGCAAAGAGAGAUAAUUUCCUGAAGAUGCAAGAAGAAGAACUGAAGACUAAAACAUCAAAUGGCGAUGCUAAGGCUGCAACAUCCACCGAAGAUGCGUCAGGGUCUGACUCGUCGAGCGACGAAAGUGACUCAACUCAAGAACCCAAUGCAAAGAAGUUAAAGAAAGGCUCUGAAGAAGAUAGUGAUAAAUUGCGUCCCAGCGAUACAGCGUUACCAGACCUUGCCGAUGAACUUUUGAGGGACGUACAAAACAUAAAAGAUACUGCCAAAGCUAGUAAUCGGACUGGCAAAAAAUUCCAAUUUGAUGAAAAACUUACUGAUAUAUUUUUGAGUGUUGACGAAAGAUGUUUGUGUUUGGAUAAAAAUAUUAGAAAUAAUGUUUUUGCGCAUUUGGAAUAUCAACUUUCACUGCCCAAAUAUUUUCUAUUGCGAAAAGCUAAGCAAUUGCGAAUCAAUCAAGAAAAGACAAAAACCAAAAAGGCUUUUGUGAAACUUCGAAAGGCAGUCGCUGAAAUUAUGCAAAGUAUUAAUCAACAGUAUCAGGCAAAUGUAACAAAAUACGAAGAGUUUCAAUCUCUUCAUCCUGGAGUGGACGUACAUAAGUUAGAGAAUGCUCCUAAAAUGCCUAAAAAGAGAUUCCAAUGGAAUGAUAAUUCAAGGACUCUACUGUAUGAUCUCUAUCAAGUGCGUUGGAUGUCGUUUACAGUUCUGCGUACCCGAAAAGAAUCAUUCGAAGAUUUUGUUACCAACUUCCUUAAAGACAAAGUCAUCAAUAUUUGGCCAAGUGGUUGGAUGAAAUUGGACGAGCUGAAGCGAGAAAUCGAAAAGAAGAAGAACGCACCUAAAAAACUAAAAGAGAACAAAAAACCCGAUGAAUCUCGAACAGCACUCAGUUCGACGGAAAAAUCACAAUUACUCAAUCAAGAAUCGGCUGUUUCCACAAGCAGCAAGUUAUCAAUCAACACCACUGACAACCAUGCAACGGCGUCUUCAAGUGAAUCCUCAAACGCCGCCAAUCUUAAACCAAAUGAUAUGACGAAACUGUUGCCGACGGCAGCGCACAGUAAUGCUUCUGCUGAGCACUUGCAUUCAUCGAAGGCUUACUCCUCGUCCUCCGGAAAAUUGCAUCGUUCGUCGACGAGCAGUCCAUUGAACCUUUGCAGUGGCCAAAGUCAAAGCGGCUCGAAGAGUGAUAAAUCCGCAAGUGGAUCUGUAACCAAUAACAACAAUAACGCCAAUCCAAACCAAAAUCUAAAUAGCAAUAGAUCAUCCACCGGCACCGGUAUUGUAAAUAUUUCCAAAAACCCUAUUGAUCUGGUUUCUCCCUCCAAACGAACUGAUCACAGCAUAAACAGCAUAAUGUCAUCGCCAUCGUCAACUUCCUCGUCGGUAUCCACCACUCCGCAGCCGCAACAUUCCGCCGGUUAUCUGGGUAACUCACUGAAUGUGGACAACAACACCCACGUGAUUAAUAUUGAUAACUUCAAAUCCGCCUCUGAGAUUAUCAAUACGUCCAACCAGCUCAUCAACCACACCACCGGCAAGUCGCAUUCGCUGAACGAACGUCAAAAAGGAGGUCGAUCAUCUGGUCUCGAUAUAAAUUCGCACAACCACUCACCGUUGAAGGCGGAAUUCAUUCGUCGGGACAGUAGUAGCGAGUCGGAUGGUGUUGAGAUAGUAGGUGUCUACCAAGCUCGCAGUAGUUCCCACUCACUGCCCAUUGUCAGCAAGAACAAAUACAAGAAAUCAAGCCAUCACGGAAGUCGAAGCGAUUCACCAGGUUUGCAUGACAAACUCAAGACUGCCACCACUGUUCCCAAGAAAUCACUCGAAUGCACGGACUUAGAUGUAAAUAAAAUAAUGAAAGCUCUAAAAGAGCUUGAGGAGCUGCAACAAACUGGCAACUUUGUGCCUGACAUAUCGGCUUUUACGAACAGUAAUCACAAUGCAAACACAUCACCACUUGCCUACGGAAAGGACUUGACCCAAUGACAAGAGUAUUAUAACCCCACGACAGCUGUUCUACUCUCAUCACUCUAUGAGAACUUUUCCUCGCGCCUUUAGGGCACGAACCAGUCACAUGGCCCCUUUCAAUAGAGGCAACCUACGAUUAAUGCGUCCGCAAAAGUCUAACAACCAACCCCCAUCCCCCAAAUUAUUUUUGUUUAGAGUUAGUUUCUAUCUAUAUCCUAUACUUUCAGAGUUUGUGAUUUUCUUUUUCUUAUAAUUUAUAAUUAACCGCAUACAAAUUAUACAUGAAUUUCGCAUUCCUUUCGCAUACCCAAUUAUUAUUAUUUAUUUUAUUGUUUUGGUCCUUGUUGCGUUGGAAAAAUCUAGAAGAAUAGAGAAAAAGAAAAAAAUGUUUUUAGUUAUAUUUCCGUGAGCAUCUCGCUUUAAAAAUAUGUUUGUUAUAUCAAGAGAAAAUUAAUUAAUUAUUAUUUAAAAAUAAAACAAAUUUAUAAGAUUAUAUUAUACAAAGAAAAAAUGAUAAAAAAUAAAGAGAAAAACAACAAAAAGAAAACAAAUUGUAAAAGAGAAAAAGAAACCACUUCUUCAACUAUGUAAAAUGUUAUGAAAAUUAUUUACUAAACAUUAAUACAUUUUGUAAAGAUAUUUAUAAUUUAAGGAAUAAAACAUUUAAAUGCAUUAAUCGUUUCCGAUGUUCCCAAAAGACAAAAGUUAUUUUGUUCAAAAGGAAAAAGAAAAAAGUAAUUCUUGUCUGAAGGCAAACAAGCAGCACUUAAGUACUCCCAAGAAGAAAUGUAACGUAGGACUAUAUCAAAUAUUUUGUUAAUAAAUUGUCCAUGGAGGUGUAGUACAUUGUAACCAUGUAA